Chaetomium fimeti is the source of this 875-nucleotide messenger RNA. RefSeq lists its product as uncharacterized. The transcript has 3 exons. The record is from RefSeq and is a predicted model, not a curated record. The coding region runs from base 153 to 635 and encodes 160 amino acids. NCBI's taxonomy places the organism in Eukaryota, Fungi, Ascomycota, Sordariomycetes, Sordariales, Chaetomiaceae.
GCCGCGCGCACCCUAACCCUUUGUCGAUGACGUCUGAUACUGGAGUUCAUGACGACUCCCGGAUCGUUGAUGAGCUUGAACGCUCUCGUUAGGAUCAUCACUUUCCUCAGCAACUCCUCGCUAAUAGAACACGUCAGAUCCCGAGAUACGACAUGUCCCGUCGCACGACAGACCCCGUCCGGCCGCAUCCGAGGCUAGGAUGGGGCACAAUAGUGAUAUAUGGCGCCAGUGCUGGUGUUGUUGGCGUGGUUGCAAUGACCGCUGCCGAGAAGGUCGAGCAGCUCUUCACCGGAAGAGCAAACUCAGAAGUGCCCGGAAAGACUCUCGCCAGGCUUAUCAAUGCUGACCCACAGACGAAAGAGGAACUAUGGGGCUUAAACAUGGCCAUGCACUAUGGGCAAGGGGCAACAGCAGCGGUGCUUCGAGGGGUCGCGAGCUACCAUGGCCUUCGUGGGCCGUUCACCGACUUCAUGUUCGUCGGGGUUCGCUUGAUGAUCGACCAAACGUUGGAGAACUGGACCGGGGUCGGGGCACCUCCUUGGACGUGGCCUGUCGGGGAGCAGGUGGUAGACCUGCUCCACAAAGCUGUCUUUGCGUUUGUGACGGGCUAUCUGACGGACCGUUGGAUACAGUAGCGGUUGUGUGGUACCGAGGUAGGAAUCGAGGUCACGGAUCUAUUGAUCGAAGAGCCGGGUGGUGAUCAGUCUUUGUGCGUAGCAAGCAGAGUUUGUCUACCGGUCUUAGGGAUCAAAUCUUUAUAUACGAGUGGUUUGGAGGUAACACGAACAGGGUGGAUCCGCAAGAAGCACUUCGUUGAUUCAGGGUGCUCCGACUUCAUGAUAUAGACUAACUUCGUUAUUUGAGACCUCUUCGAC